Molecule: messenger RNA, 942 nt
Organism: Penicillium robsamsonii
Lineage: Eukaryota; Fungi; Ascomycota; Eurotiomycetes; Eurotiales; Aspergillaceae
Product: class I SAM-dependent methyltransferase
Exons: 6
Coding region: 1-942 (313 amino acids)
Molecular function (GO): methyltransferase activity
Source: RefSeq, a predicted model, not a curated record
AUGGAGCCCAUCGCUGUGGAUCCAGACUUGUACGCUCCUGAGAGCGCUUAUAGCCCCGAUGACUGGCACUCGGAGACAACCUCGAUUAAAUCAUCAAUAUAUCGUGGUUUGAUGGACAACGGCAGGCGUAUCCCGUCUGAUGAGCAACAAUUUGAGACCUAUGAGGCAGGACAUCUCGUGGAUCUCAUCAUGGAUUCGGAUCAACCAAAUCCACUGUUUCGAUCACCCAUCGGGGCCGACCGAGAAUGCCCGCUACAGGUUCUCGAUAUUGGAACCGGAAAGGGCACUUGGGCCAUCGAUGUCGCUGAUAUGUUCCCGAAUGCGACUGUUCGAGGAGUUGACCUUUUCCCUCCUCCGGUCACCUGGAUGCCACCCAAUUGUGUCAUCGAGGUCGAUGAUGUGCUACAAGAAUGGACAUGGCGCGAACAAUUUGAUCUAAUUCACAUGCGCAAUAUGAUCGGAUCAUUUGACUCUCUCGAGUGGGAUCGUGUUUACCAGCACUGCUUUGACAAAAUGGCCCCUGGUGGCUGGAUCGAGCAGAUCGAGGUCGGCCCUUUUAUCACAAGUGAUGAUGGGAGUCUCCCAGCUGACAGUGCUUUGUCCUCGUGGGGCCCACUUAUACAAACGUGCGGUGAGAGCGCUGGUCGCUCUUGCGAUAUCGUCCUCACCAUGUCGGAGAGCAUCAAGAGCGCAGGAUUUGUGGACGUCCACGAAAAGGUUUACAAGUGGCCAAUCGGACCAUGGCCCAGAGACCAAAAAUUCAAGGAAGCAGGCAUGGUCAAUUCCCAGCACUGGAUGUCUGGUAUGGAGGGGUGGUGCAUGUGGCUGCUAACGAAAUUUGGAGACCCCGAGCCAUGGACUAAGGAACAAGUCCAUGUAUACUGUGCCAAGUUACGCAGUGAACUCAAGAAUCCUUAUUUCCAUGCGUAUCACAAAGCGUAA